Messenger RNA from Hibiscus syriacus, 616 nucleotides. RefSeq lists its product as uncharacterized. The record is from RefSeq and is a predicted model, not a curated record. The transcript is spliced from 2 exons. The coding region runs from base 251 to 616 and encodes 121 amino acids. Lineage: Eukaryota; Viridiplantae; Streptophyta; Magnoliopsida; Malvales; Malvaceae.
UGUUUAUGCUUGCAGGAUGUACAGUAUGAAUCUCUUGAAUCUUUGUAUUGUAUGAAGCAUUUUGUUGCAAGGUUAGUGUAACAGUCUAAAUAUCGCUUCUUCUUGAAAUCUGUAUGAAAUGCUGUGUUUGAUGGAGGAGCAACUUAUGUUUUCACUUCAGAAGGGAAUCACCAUGGAAGUUAGAUGGUGAAUCUAUUGAGUUUCCUCUAAACUAAAGCUGCUUGAACAGGGAUUAUUGAAUUUGGGAAAAAUGGGCAAAAGUGAUGUUUCAAGGGUACCUUCUCUAAUGGGGAAGCAAGCCAGAAGAUACCAAGCUCAUACCGCAAAGAACGAUGAUCUCUGCAGAAGAUUGCAGGCUACUGAUCCAUCCGACCCUACACUCAGUCUAGAGUUUCAAACACAGAGACAGACCGAGUUUUUGCUGGAAGCGUUAUGGCUUCAGCAGCAUGCAUCCGAAACUGGACAGAAGCUAAUGACAUUACAAACCGAAAUCGGGAAGAGUUACAACAACAGGGAUGACGUUGGAAGCCCAGCCAUGGCCAAAGUCGGCAUGAAACGAUCCAUGGGUUCCAUUAGAAACAACUUACAAGAAGACUCUAAGUGCAAAGAAAUCUAG